AUGGCUUCGUUUCUGGCCGAUCUGCCCUGCUCAGAUCCACGACACUUUUCGCAACUUCCCGACAAGGAAAUGAAGGUACGUCUGUGGAGUUGGUUGGGGUGCGAUGUUGACCGCAAUUGCAGAAAACUUACUCAAGACGGGACAAAAGAUGUAAAAAUUGCCUAUCAUGUACCACGUCGGAAUGAUGAGAAGCAGAUUACCAACGACAAAAAGCCGUAUAUACUACGUUUCUUGGAGAAACAGUGGGACGUGAGGAAUCAAGCGGAGAAGGAGUCAAGAGUCGACUCGCCAAAAAUGAAAAAGAAAAAGAAGGCAGACGUAAUGAAGAAGCGCGCCAGUAGCGAUGCCCCAUCGACUUCGUCGGAUCCAAAAACGAGAAGACUAAACUAA
Molecule: messenger RNA, 390 nt
Organism: Haemonchus placei
Lineage: Eukaryota; Metazoa; Nematoda; Chromadorea; Rhabditida; Trichostrongylidae
Source: the annotation of a GenBank genome assembly